Messenger RNA from Cryptococcus wingfieldii CBS 7118, 1458 nucleotides. Its product is annotated as aromatic amino acid aminotransferase I. The transcript has 7 exons. Gene Ontology annotation, molecular function: aromatic-amino-acid:2-oxoglutarate transaminase activity; L-2-aminoadipate:2-oxoglutarate transaminase activity; pyridoxal phosphate binding. Lineage: Eukaryota; Fungi; Basidiomycota; Tremellomycetes; Tremellales; Cryptococcaceae. Gene Ontology annotation, biological process: L-tyrosine biosynthetic process; aromatic amino acid catabolic process. The record is from RefSeq and is a predicted model, not a curated record. The coding region runs from base 1 to 1458 and encodes 485 amino acids.
AUGCCCUCCGUCGACCCCGCCCCCGUCAAGCUCGACUACGACCACUUCCUCUCCGCCGAGGCAAAGGGUCGGGUCCGAUCCCAGCUCCGAGCCCUCGGCCCCUACCACUCCAUCCCUGGCAUGAUCUCGUUCGGCGGUGGAUUGCCUCACCCCUCUACUUGGCCAGUGAACGCCAUCACCCUGUCUGUGCCCUUUGCAAACAAGUCUGUCUUCGUACCGGGCUACCAAGGCGAGGAUCCCUCGAAGCUCUACCCUUUGGCGCCUUUCACUCCCACCACCAAGCUUUCCCUGCAAUCUGACCCCCUCGACCCGAACCUCACUAGGGACCUUCAGUACUCUGCCACUUUCGGCCUUCAAUACUUUGUGGACUGGAUCACAGAGCAUGUCAAGAGGAUCCACAAUCCUCCUUACCCUGAGGCUGAUUGGCAGGUGCACUGCACUGCAGGCAACACUGAUGGAUUCGACGGUGUUGCGAGGACGUUGUUGAACAGGGGCGAGUAUGUACUGGUCGAAGAGUUUGCAUUCCCGGCGACUAUCAACCACUACGCUUCCCUCGGAGGUCGAAACAUUGGUGUCCCCCUGGAUGGAGAAGGUUUGGAUGCAGAGGCACUCAACAAGAUCUUGUCCGAGUGGGACGAGGAAGAGCGCGGAGGUGCUCGUCCCAAGACUCUCUUGGUGGUCCCGACUUGCUCCAAUCCCACUGGUGUGACCUACACUGUGCCCAGGAAGAAGGAGAUCUACACUGUAGCCAGAAAGUGGAACCUUUUGGUCAUUGAAGACGACCCUUACUGCUACCUUCAAUCCCGACCUGACGGCUACGACACCCCGCUUGUCCCUUCCUUCCUCUCUCUGGAUGUCGAUGGCCGAGUCGUCCGUAUCGACUCUUUCUCCAAGUUUAUCGCGCCUGGCAGUCGUGCCGGUUGGAUCACCGGACCCAAGGACAUUGUCACUGCCAUCAUGAGGAAGGGUGAAUCCAGUUCAAACGGGCCUUCGGGCUUUGCAAUUGCCUCGAUUGCUGGUAUCAUCCAAGCAUGGGGCAGCCACGAGGGGCUCGAGAAGGAGUAUUUGCCUCACAUCUCUGCUGUCUACAAUAGCCGCGCUUCGGAUAUGGUCCGCCAUAUCCGCAAGUACGUCUCCCCCGAGACUCUCGAGACGCCGGAGCCUACCGGCGGAAUGUUCCUCUGGGUGCGUCUUCGCCUCGAGAACCAUCCUCUAUUGGGCAAGGUCGACCCCGAAGAGAUCUCCGCCCGCACCUUCAAGCGCCUCGUUGAUGAAAAGGUCCUCACUGUCCCUUCUCAAUAUUUCAAGGCGGGUGGCGGAAUUGAGCUGAGCAAGGAGGAGGAAGCCAAGAGGAUCUUUUUGAGGUUGAGCUUUGCUACUGCCGAUCCGGAGCAGAUGGAGGAGGGAGUCAAGCGGUUGGCCAAGGGGUUGAGGGAGGAAUGGGAGCUGAAAGAGUAG